This is a messenger RNA of Hypoxylon trugodes, 1401 nucleotides long. RefSeq lists its product as uncharacterized. The transcript has 2 exons. The coding region runs from base 433 to 1143 and encodes 236 amino acids. The record is from RefSeq and is a predicted model, not a curated record. Lineage: Eukaryota; Fungi; Ascomycota; Sordariomycetes; Xylariales; Hypoxylaceae.
GUCUCACUACCUAAUUAAUAGGGGAAUGGCCCACGCACAUCGCUGAACGACUCGAGUGAAUAUCUUGAUCUUGGUCGCCGACUUCAAAUUUUCAGUACCACUUAGCUACUACAUACGUACCUGGUCUACAGCGGUUUAGAGUUCACCCAUGCGGGGCGACGAUAGGGUUGACGAUGUCAUAACAAAUUCACCACACAAAUUUCUUGCUUUGGUUCUCGCAUUAAAAAAGGAGCAGGACCACCCAGGGAGAUACAAAAGUCAUUUCCUAGAAAAUAAACGAGAACAAACAACAGUCCUUCUCAAAGAUAGUUUUGAUCAUCACACACCCGCAUUUCCGCAUCAUCACGCAUUCAGUCUCGUUUCGUUAGUCAAAUUCUUCAAAACCCAAGUUCAAACUCACAUCAUUCUGAAUUAAUUAUUCUAUCUACGACAAUGGCAAACACGGCAGUAGACACAACAGACUUUGUGUCCAUCGACAGAGCCCCAGAGCUUCCCGUCCAAGUUUUAGCAGGACGAUCUCUCGACCUCGAAACAUUCGAGUAUGUACAAUCUAAGCAACGCAAGGAUCUCCGAGACCUGGGAACCCAAUUCUAUAACUUCGGUGUUGCCAUUGUCCAUAUCACCGAGCGCCAUCUUAACCCCCAUGCCAAUUUUCAAUUCCUCUCAUUCAUUGAUACCAUCACGCGUUACGGCCUCAUGGUGACCACUCUUGCCGACAACCUAGCCGGACACGACUGCGAGUACCGCUUCAUCCACCUGAGCGACAUGCAGAAAACCAUCGAGAACAUUUGCCGCGCUUCCCGCCUCCUUGUCGAAGGCGCCUGGCGCACUAUCCGCAUCUCCGACCUGUUAACCAUUCGCGACUUCGUCCAUUCAUCCGUGUUCAUGAUUGUCGACGGCACUCAAGUCAACUUCGGCCCUUUCGCCGCUGAGGACCAGGAGAUCCCGCUCGCAAUCAUCGUUCACGUGCUUAAGGAGGAAAUGGAGCAAAUCGCGCCGAUUUGCACCGAGGCUGACGGAUUUUUUAUCGAAAUGCCCUUUGUGCGAGAGAUGCGGGAAGCACGCGAAGCUGACGAAGAAGUCUAUCUCGACGAUGGGCAGCAGGGGGAGGAAGUCGAUGAAUCUGACGAAAGCUUCUUUUAAGAAGAACGGCGGGAACUGCGCCAAGUGGAGGAACGAGAAGGAAUGGGCGGGUGGCAUGCUCUCGGAAGUUGGAAUCGGGUCCUGUACUCUUCCUGCCUAAAUGGCACGGACCUGAGGUCUAUACCCAGGUAUUUUAAUAGGGAACCCCAUCAAUUCGGUGCUAAAUGUGGAAUCUCCGCAUCUCCGGACCCAUGGUUUGCUAUGUGCUAUACUACUAGCAUCACAAAGUGACAGCUACAAUAGUGAGAACCCUUGCAU